CACGCUAAUAUUCGGACCAGGAAGUGCCAUUAGUUCCGCCCCCUAGUUUCCGCUACGACACAAUAACAUUGCGCAGCGGUGGCUGUGUUCCGUUUCACACGGAAAGACCUGCUGAAGAACCGGAGCCUGGUACAUGGAUCCGCAUCACAAAGACCUGCUGAGGAAACACAGGCUAGUCCUGUGCGAGGAGCUGCUUGUCAGCGACACCAUCAUUCCGUUCUUGUACCAGGAGGACAUUUUAACGGGGGCACAGAUAGAAGAAGUCCAGUCUCAAAGCACAGACCGGAAGAGAAGUCUCAAGCUGCUGGACAUUUUGCCGAACCGCGGCCCGCGAGCUUUCCACUGCUUCCUACAAGCUCUGGACUUCGAAUUCAGCUGGCUCCGAGACCGGCUGCUCCAGGACCUGCGAGUCCGAACUGAAAGUGGAGCCGGGAGGACAAGUCAGGACGAGACAUCGCCGCCCGAUGGACCCGAAGACGUCCGGCGUCUUCCCCCUUCGCUCGGAGAGAAAGUUCCUUCGGACCGUGAGCUGUCCCGGCUGGCGUCUCUUCUGGGCGGCGAGUGGGAGGCGGUGCUGAUGGACCUGGGCGUGUCGGCCGCCGCCUUGUUUCGCUGCCGGGCGGACCACGCCCUCAGCUGUCGCGACGCCGCGCUGGCCGCCCUGCUGCUAUGGCGACGGGCCCAGGGCAAGGGCGCCACCCUGAGCAGACUGGAGCAGAGCCUGCAGGUGGCCGGCGUCCACCCGUCCGUCCUGAGAGACGUCCUGCCGUGACCCGGAACGCCGCCCCCCACGAGACGACACCAACGCUGGAUGUAGUCUUUUAAUACGAACACAUCAGCCAUGACAUCUUUUACACGCCGGCGGGGCAGCGUCGGUGGAAGUAGAAGUGGUAGUCGGUGAAGAGCGCCCCCCCGAGGCGGUGGUCCGUACUGCAGUCGGCUUGACCCUGCAGGCCAGACGAGACCCUGGUCACGUGACGUCACGGUCAGGGAAUAAGGAGGACAGGAAACGUGCGUCUUACGGCCACCGUGGAGCGAAAGUGAUAGGAGCCGUGAUGAAGAGGAGCGACGUGCAGCGGCCAUUGAUGCUCCCCCUGCUCGCACGCACGUGCACACGCACGCACACACACACACACACAUUGAUUGGGCAGUGAUAACAACAGCAGCCACCAGAGGGAGCCAUGGUUCUGGUUCUGGUUCUGGUUCCGACCUGAGUGUUGGACGGGUAUCUGCCGCCGGCGCCGGCGUGGUUUCUGUCGUGCACGCCGGUGCACGCGGACGACUCCUGGAAGGCGCACAGGUGGACGACCAGCAGCUGCGUGGAACUGUCCAAAGCAGACGAGGUCAGGUCAAGGUCAGGUCAAGGUCAGGUCGCCGCCAAGGCGUGGAAGCUAAGCUAGCUGCUCACUUCAUGAGGAGCGUCACUCGCAUGUUGGUGGGCACAAACGGGCUGAUGGGGACCUGGAACACGAACCUGUCGGGUCUGAAGGGGGACGAGCCUCAAGGGUGGAGGCGGACAACGUGCUUUUUUUGGGGGGGGGGUCACACUUACCCGCACUCGUCUCUCACGCAGUAGCGCCUGUCAAUCACCUGCUGGUUCUCUUUGAUCAUGAAAGACGUCAUGCUGGUGUUGGUCCCUGGUGCACACGGUGAGGGCGUCCUGGUGAGGUGGCGUUCCUGGUCAACCAUUUUAAAGCACUUACAGUCUUUGGCGCUGAGAAACUUCUGGAAAAAGUCGUCGGCCGCGUCCGAUUGGCUGGAGCUGAGGUUGGCGUCACAGCGCCCCCCCGGUGGCGAGGGGCAGCAGUACACCGUGUUGCAGUAGAGCAGGUCGCAGAAGUGCACGUCGGGGGGCCACGACGCGGGGGUGCCGGUGGGGGCGGUGGGUGGAGCUUAUUAACAGGCAGAGUAAAGAAUUUUUAAUAAGUCAGAACAAUUGUAUUUUUCAUUCAUUAAACUAUUUAAGUGUUUUAUUUUGAAAUAGUUGAAAUGUUUUUAUUUUCUACACAAGAGGAAAUGAAAAACGUUUUCACAUUUUUGUCAUUUUUUAUGAA
This is a messenger RNA of Doryrhamphus excisus (bluestripe pipefish), 2054 nucleotides long. RefSeq names its product CARD and death domain containing adaptor protein (gene cradd). Gene Ontology annotation, molecular function: protease binding; death domain binding. Gene Ontology annotation, biological process: regulation of apoptotic process; signal transduction. The record is from RefSeq and is a predicted model, not a curated record. NCBI's taxonomy places the organism in Eukaryota, Metazoa, Chordata, Actinopteri, Syngnathiformes, Syngnathidae.